GUUGUUGUGAACUGCGUUUUUGUUUUUUCAAAAAAUGAUAUUUUUGCUUUUGAUUAGUUUCCUUGGAGGUACCUUUGCAGUGGCACCAAAUUACUAUCCGCAAUACUCAUCUCAGCCAAAUUAUUCAAAUAAAGUAAAUGUACCUAUAGUUUCUGAAUCGAACGAGAUAAGUCCAGAUGGAACUUUUGCUUAUAGUUAUAGCACAGGAGAUGGUCAAAACGUUCAGGCUCAAGGUUAUCUCAAAAACGCUGGAAAUAAAGACACCGAAUCCGAAGUUAUUCAAGGUUCUUAUUCCUACACAUCACCGGAAGGCACAAUUAUAACAGUCAACUAUAUAGCAGACGAAUUUGGAUUUAGAGCUGAAGGAGCUCACUUGCCCACUCCUCCUCCAAUUCCAGAAGCUAUUCAAAGAUCCUUAGAGUUAAUUGCUCAAGCCCAAGGCAGAUCAGGAACUGUGUCAACGAGUUAUCCAGAACAACGGUCAUAUAAGUCGAACUACAGAAGCCAGUAUAACAGACCAUAUAAAUAUUAAAUGUUAAAUAUUUUGUUUCUUACAC
Molecule: messenger RNA, 557 nt
Organism: Diabrotica balteata
Lineage: Eukaryota; Metazoa; Arthropoda; Insecta; Coleoptera; Chrysomelidae
Source: the annotation of a GenBank genome assembly